Blepharisma stoltei is the source of this 1570-nucleotide messenger RNA. The record is from the annotation of a GenBank genome assembly. NCBI's taxonomy places the organism in Eukaryota, Ciliophora, Heterotrichea, Heterotrichida, Blepharismidae.
AUGGACACAGAAAUUCUUGGUGAUUCCUUCAACACCGUCCUUCUCCUUAUCAUUAUUGGUCUGCUUUCUAUCUAUGCUUUUGUCGAGCCCAAAAAACCUAUACCUCAAUCUCCAAAUUCUUCAGAGCUCCCAAGCUUAAAAAACCAUAAAAGUGCUUCCUCUUGUUACUCAAACAGCAACUUUAACACCAGAGAUGUCUAUAGAAUUGUAAUUACUGGUGGGCCUUGCGCAGGUAAAACUACAAGCAUCAAUUCAGUUGCAAAGGAACUCAGCAAGCUAGGCUACAGCGUCUACAUUGUCCCAGAAGCAGCCACCCUUCUAAUGAAAGGUGGAGCAAUGAUAAACCUUGACGGUUCUGAUGAAUCAGCUCAAGUUGAACUCCAAGCCAAUCUAAUGCAAAUGCAGAUGGCUUUGGAAGACACCUUUACAGAAAUCGCAAGCGCCACCAGAGAAAAAAGCGUAAUUUUGUGCGAUCGCGGCUUAAUGGAUGGAUCCGCAUAUAUAAGUCCUGAGCUCUGGCAAGUAAUUUUAGAUGAGCGAGGCUGGAGCGUGGUGCAUUUACGAGACAGACGAUAUGAAGCUGUCAUACAUUUGGUGACUGCAGCUCAAGGAGCUGAAGAACAUUAUACAGUCAUGAAUAAUGAAGCCAGAUAUGAAGGUCUUGAAGCUGCAAGACAAACUGACUUGAACACUCAAAAAGCGUGGGUCGGGCAUUCACAUUUGUCGAUUAUUGAUAAUGUGAAGGGGCAGUCUUUUGAUGAUAAGAUGAAAAGAUGCCAAGCUUGUGUACUUAGAGCUGUUGGCCUUCCUACACCUAUGCAGUUUUAUAACUCACCUCUAUCAGUAAGCAAACGAAAUUUUUUCCAAUUUAAAAAAUUCCGAGACAGAAACAUUAAUUUAAUUUGAAAAAUUUAUUUUUUAAAAUACAAGCUGUUUACCAUUAUUUUUUAUACAUGAAAAUAUUUUUUCAUAAAUUUUUUGCUGAUUUAAAAUUAAAAAUUUUCCAAUGGUUUUGCUCGUUAACGGAAAGAGGGAAAGUAAGAAAUUUUUAGUCCAGCUUGAACUGGACACAGAGCCUUCACAGAUCCCUAUUCUUCCUUCCAAUAUUCCUAGUGUUAGAAUUUACGUAGAAGAUACCUUUCUACGAGUCAAAGACAAGAAACUAGACAAAAUUCAAAAAAGAGGCCAGUCAGGGAGCUACACUUAUAUGCAUGCUAUUAGAAACAAAGAAAUUAACAAUGAAUACACUGUAACAAAAUGCCAAAUUACUUCUCAAGAAUAUAUGAGACUGCUUGAAAGAAAAGAUCCUUUCAGGCAAACAAUAAAAAGAGUGAGAUUUUGUUUUAUAUAUGAGGAGUCUUAUUUUAUGCUGGAUAAGUUUUUAAACGUGGAGGAAGGUAUUCUUAUAUUGAAAAUUGCUAGUGAAAAGAAAAUUGAGGAAAUUUCAAUCCCAUCUUUUAUCAAGCUAGGAAGAGAUAUAAGAGAAGAUUCAAGGUUUAAUAGUCAUAAGCUUGCAAAAUUCAAUUGGUAUAACUCUGUAGAUGAGAAGAGGAUUAUUCCAGAGGAUUAA